Messenger RNA from Portunus trituberculatus (swimming crab), 1893 nucleotides. RefSeq lists its product as uncharacterized. Lineage: Eukaryota; Metazoa; Arthropoda; Malacostraca; Decapoda; Portunidae. The record is from RefSeq and is a predicted model, not a curated record.
GAGGGAAGGCCAGAGAGAGCGAGAGAGGUGUGACUUGGAUGGACCAACACACCACCUCUAUUUUCCUCUUUUUCUCCCCUCCACACCUAUGGUGAGAGAGCUGGCAAGGUGCGGUGGUCGGCCAGAGAGAUGAACACAGGACAUGGCUAUCAGGGCGGAGACUGCGUGACGUGUGGAGUGAGUUCCCGGGCGCUGCGGAACGAGGUGGAGUUGCUGCGGCGGAGGCUGGUGGACCGGGACGUGGCAAUUGUGCAGCUGGAGACACAGAUGGCGCAGGAGAGGCCACAACACUACCCCCAGGGACAGGUGGCCGUGCUCAGGGCUCAGUGCGACAGUUGGCAGGAUAAAUAUGACAGAUUGCUGGAGGCCCACAAGAGACUGCAGAAGGUGAACCAAGGCCUGGAGGAUAAAUUACUGCGACUCGUUGAUAGAACCGAGAGUGAAAAAUCAAGCUUAGCCGCGGACACAGCCAGCCUGACCACCGCCCUCACCACCGCAGCUCAGGCCAUCAAUAGACUCAAGCAGGAGAAUGACCGUUACCGCAAUGACCUCAACUUGGCCAUCCAACUCCUGCAAUGCAACCCCAACAAGUAUGCUGCCCACAAGCUUGACUCACUUCCCAUGGACCUCCAGCGGAAGGCCAAGUCUCGGCUAGCCAGGGAGCCGCGAGAAACCCCCAAGCCAGAGGUCAAGGUCAUUAAGGUGCCCAUCCCCACCUUCCCCCCCACCGCCAUGGUCUACUCCGUCAAUAAGUAUGCAGAGCAAAGUAACAAGGAGGAGGCAGUGGAUGCUGUGUCUGCCGCUAUCAUGGCAGCAGUACUGGAGGAAAGACAGCGAGAAAGGGCCAGACAGCACUGCUCCACUUGUAUGUGCGGCUCCACACAAACGCACCACACACACACUCCACCAGGCAGCGCAGGGAUGGACGACGACCCUAAUGGCAACAGAGACACCCCACACACGCAACACACCGCACACGCACCGCAGGGGGACAUCUUCAGAGUGAGCGUGGUGGAUGUGGGAACGCAAGUGUUUCCGUCGUACAUUGGCGAGACUGGCAAAGUGCAGUCGACUUGUAUUUACUGCCAUCACUCCUCGCGCGCCCCACCGUCCUCACACACAGAGAGGUCAGCGGAGGUCAACGGAAAGCCAGCAAGGUCACGGGUGGAGGAGGAAAGCUCAGUACUCAAAGCAGUGUCGCCAGAUAAUGCGUGGGAUUGGGUAACUGAAGGGCAGGAUUCUGGCUCCCCCUCUACACCGUCCUCCCUUGUGAGUGCUUCCUUGAGCUACGAGAGUGAAACUAGCAAUGUCACAUCCCCACAGGAGUCCCCCGGAAGGCUGUCACUCCCCCCAAAGCCCCAAAAUACCUCCAGUCACCCAAAUCAGCAAAUCAGACCCCAAGCGGACAGUCCAAGGGGUGAAAAAAUGGUGACUAUCAAUGGUGUGGUGAGGCAAGGUGUGGCGCAUCACCCUACCCUCACCACCACCACUACACCCUCCACCACACCACCACACCCCCCCGCCACCAUGACCACCUCCCUCCACCACAACAAAUACAACCACUAUCAACACCGCACCUCCACCACACCACACCACCACCACACUCACCACCACAGGCUGCAGCUCAGUGGUCGCUCCCCAGGCCACGACACCUUACCCCCUAUACACCGGUCGCCCCCCCAGCCACACAGGGAGACCCCCCACCGCUGGCCCUCCGAUGCUGUUGCCGCCAGUACCUACACUAGUUCAAGCACUGAGACCACACUAUAGGCACCAACACACCCUAACACACCCUUAAACACACUUAACACACAAACGCACCCUUAAACACACUUAAAACACACAAACACAGUCUUAAACACACUUAAAAACACACUAACACACUCAAAACAC